Arabis nemorensis is the source of this 408-nucleotide messenger RNA. The record is from the annotation of a GenBank genome assembly. Lineage: Eukaryota; Viridiplantae; Streptophyta; Magnoliopsida; Brassicales; Brassicaceae.
AUGGAAGAAGACGCAGGAAACGGAGGAUUUCGGAAACGCAUGAAGCCAUCUGAGGAAGAAGAAAAAGGAGAUUCGAAAGAUGAAAUGAGCAUUGAUAACAUUGAGAAUGAAGAAACUGAGACGAAACUUCUUGCUUCUGAUGAGAUGGAACUUAACAUUGCUCAAAUUCUCGAUAAGAUUGAGAGCUUUACGCAAACUGUUUCUAACUUGCUAGAGUCAGGGAAGACAAUGUUUAAGGAACUCAGUAACGAAUUCGAAGAACGCUUGAUCAUGAUACACAAGGAACAUGUUGAGAAAUGGCAGGAGGAGAUCAAGGAAUUACGUUUGCUUGAUGCAUCAAACGAAGAGACUACUUCGGUCUUACAGAACGCUCGCUAUCUGAUUCAGAAUCCUAGCAUUGAGCCUUGA